Messenger RNA from Lithohypha guttulata, 999 nucleotides. RefSeq names its product 18S rRNA (guanine1575-N7)-methyltransferase (gene BUD23). Gene Ontology annotation, cellular component: nucleolus. Gene Ontology annotation, biological process: rRNA (guanine-N7)-methylation. The transcript has a single exon. Bases 1 to 999 code for a protein of 332 amino acids. Gene Ontology annotation, molecular function: rRNA (guanine) methyltransferase activity. NCBI's taxonomy places the organism in Eukaryota, Fungi, Ascomycota, Eurotiomycetes, Chaetothyriales, Trichomeriaceae. The record is from RefSeq and is a predicted model, not a curated record.
AUGUCGCGCCCCGAAGACCUCCUCCCACCAGACCUCUUCUACAAUGACACCGAGUCCGCCAAAUACACAACCUCUUCACGUAUUCGCCAGAUACAGGCCAGCAUGACACAUAGAGCGCUUGAGCUCCUAGAUCUAAGACAACCGGCGUUUGUGUUGGAUUGUGGAUGUGGGAGUGGUCUUAGUGGCGAGAUUCUAAGUCAACAGGGUCAUACGUGGGUAGGCGUGGAUAUCAGCCCGAGCAUGCUUGAUAUUGCGCUGCAGCGGCAGCAGACACGACCCGAGCAGACAAUGAGGACGAGGAAUGGUCACACGAACGGCAACCACGAACUUAACGGAUCUGAUGAGCUAGAUGACAACGAAGAUGAAGACGACGACGACGACGACAACGACGACGACGAGGAAGACCAAAUGGAAGAAGACCUCACUUCCAGCACCCUAGGCCCCGACGGCGACCUGAUGCUCCUAGACCUCGGCCAAGGCCUCCCCUUCCGCCCCGGUUCCUUCGACGCAGCAAUCUCAAUCUCCGCCCUCCAAUGGCUCUGCAACAUCGAAUCAACACACAAUCCAACGCAGCAAACAGCAGAGUCCCGCCUACGGCGAUUCUUCGAUACCCUAUACGUAGCGCUGAAACGUGGCGGAAAAGCAGUUAUCCAAUUCUAUCCACGAAACGAAACACAAAGGAAGAUGAUCAGUUCCGCCGCAGUACGAGCAGGUUUUGGCGCGGGACUACUUGAGGAUGAUGGAGGGACGAAGAACGUAAAGUAUUACCUUGUGCUUAGUGUUGGUGGAGGAGACAUUACGGGCGUGGUUCGAGGGAUGGAUAAUGUGGAUGUUGAGGAUGGGAGAGCGAUCAGAGAGGCGAGGGGUGGUUUGAAGGGCACACCGAAGAAGGGGAGUAAGGCUUGGGUUAUGAGUAAGAAGGAGAAGAUGAAGGCGAAGGGGAAGGUGGUGAAGGGUGACUCCAAAUAUACUGCGAGAUCGAGGGGUCCGAAGUUCUAG